Molecule: messenger RNA, 2274 nt
Organism: Cotesia congregata
Lineage: Eukaryota; Metazoa; Arthropoda; Insecta; Hymenoptera; Braconidae
Source: the annotation of a GenBank genome assembly
AUGGUAAGUAUGAAGUGUUUGAUAUUUCCAAUAAUUUUUGGAAUUUUGGCUUCAACUCCAAUAUUUGCUGACGACGAUUUGGAGACUUAUGAUUUUUUCGAGGUAACAGAAUGCGUUGAUCAUGGAUUUCUUUGUAACCCCGAUCUUGAAAAUCCAUGCUGUGAAAAUUUUACCAUAUGUGAUUUGUAUGAUUGGCCAAAUCAGUAUUACUGUUUAGGCAAUGGUACAUUACAAGACUAUUGUGAGAAUGACAUAGAUUGCAACUUGGUACACAACACGAUUUGUUCUGAAAAUAAAUGCGUUUGCACUGAAAAUUAUACGCCAUUAAAUGCCACAGCAUGCGGAUCAUUAAUAAACGGUGGCUGUGAAGUUGAUGAGCAAUGUGUUGCCGAGAAUUCGCAUUGCGUGAAUAAAGCAUGCGUUUGUAAGCCCGGUUUCACCUUUGUUACAGAUAAGAAAUGCGCUCCAACUUACACCGGGCGAUUUUGCAACUCCGAUCAAGAUUGUUUCGAUGUUAACCGAGCAGCCUGUUCAGAUGACCACAAAUGUACAUGCAGAGAAAAUAGUUUUGCAAGAAUUGAUAAUGAUAUUUGUUUAUCGUUAAUAGAAGGUUAUUGUUCCAAAGAUUCUGAUUGCGUUCCUUUAAAUUCCGUUUGUCAAAAUAAUUAUUGUGCUUGCGAUUACAUGUUUAUAGCUGUAUCUAAUCGUGAAUGUAAAUUAUGUAAGCUAAAUUGUCAUCUACCUUAUUUAGGACAGACUUGCAACAAAAAUGAAGAUUGUAUUGAUACUAAUCGAGCAAUAUGUUCUGAAGAUAAAAAAUGUGUUUGUAAAGAAAAUCAUACUCCAUCUGAAGACGCAGUAUGUGUGCCGUUAGUGGGUGGAUAUUGUUGGCGUCACGAAGAUUGUAUACCUGAUAACACUAAUUGUGUAGGUGAUAGAUGUCGAUGUAAAGAACAUUUUGAGCUUCGAUCUAGUAAUCACUGCGUACGAAAACUUUUGGGACAGCAUUGUAAAGUUAAUGCAGAUUGCGAAGAUAUCAGAUACGCAAAAUGUUCCGAAGACUAUUUGUGUGUUUGUAAAAACAACCAUUAUGCAAUCGAUGAUACCACGUGUGGAUCAUUAUUGAACGGUUUCUGUAUUCAAAAUGAAGAAUGCGAAGUAUAUAAUUCGAUUUGUGUCAAUCAAAAAUGUCAGUGUAAGGUCGGAUUUAUUCAAGAGUCAAAAUUUCGAUGUGCUUCAGCUUCUUUGAAUAAAAACUGCGACACGGAUGAAGACUGUGGAAAUAUUUGGCGAUCGGAGUGCUCAGAUAGUAAAACAUGUUUUUGCAAAGCGAAUCACACUGUAGUUGACGGUUCACAAUGUGCGCCAUUACUUGGCGAAUUUUGUCUUAAUGCCGAUGACUGUGCACCACAUCGGUCUGUGUGCUUCAAAAGUAAAUGUGACUGUCAAUCAGGUUUUGUAGCUCAAUCCAAUACUGAAUGUAUACCAGCUCUGUUGGGAAAACCUUGUGAAAUGGAUAUAGAUUGCAGUGGAAUAAAUCAUUCAAAAUGUUCAAAAAGUAAUGUUUGUAUUUGUAGAGAAAAUAAUAUUGCAGUAAGCAGUUCUAGUUGCGAACCACUUUUGGGCAGUUUUUGUUGGAAGAAUGAAAAAUGCGCUCCAGAUAAUUCUGUUUGUUUGCAAAAUGAAUGUCGAUGUAAACCUUUUUUUAUGCCACUAUCUUCUACUCAUUGCGUUUGUUUUGAUUCAUUUUUGAUAGAAUAUUUUAUUUUCUUAGUGCCGCUAGGAGAAUUUUGUGUGAAACAUUCUGAUUGCAUCACAGUGAGUUAUCUAAAAUGUUCGCAACAUAACAAAUGUGUUUGUAGAGCAAUUUACGUUGAAGAAAAUCAAACUAAUUGCAGGCCUCUUUUGAACGGAAUUUGUCUGACUGAUGAUGACUGUUUACCUGAUCAUUCUGAAUGUGUUAAUGGUAAAUGCAGGUGCCAGAAAACAUUUAUACCUGCGUCCAAUGAUCAAUGUAUACCAGUUGAACCCCUCAAGCAAUGUAAUAGUGACAAAACUUGUAACGACCGAAACACAAAUUGUAACGAAGACAAUGAAUGUGAAUGUGCAGUAUUGUAUGAAAAGAGAAACGGAACGUGCAUGCCAUUGAUAGAACAUUUUUGUUUCAAAGGCGAUGUAUGUUUUCCCAAUCACUCUGAGUGCGUCAAUGGUAUAUGCCACUGUAAAGAUCAUUUUACAGCUCACUCCAAUAAUCUAUGCUUACCAAUUGAUUGA